This is a messenger RNA of Theobroma cacao (cacao), 934 nucleotides long. Its product is annotated as auxin-induced protein 22A-like. Gene Ontology annotation, cellular component: nucleus. Gene Ontology annotation, biological process: regulation of DNA-templated transcription. NCBI's taxonomy places the organism in Eukaryota, Viridiplantae, Streptophyta, Magnoliopsida, Malvales, Malvaceae. The record is from RefSeq and is a predicted model, not a curated record.
AUUUGUUAAAAAACCUAUCUUCAUUAGCAUAAAAACACACAAUAAAAACCAAAAGCGAAAACAACAAGUGCAGAACUCUAAGCAGUCAUCAGACAAAAUGGCCAAGGAAGGUCUCGGUCUCGAAAUCACGGAGCUGAGGUUGGGUCUCCCAGGUGGUGGUGCUCAUUCUGCUCAGCAUGGAAUGGACAAAAACGAGAAGAAAAGGGUUUUCUCAGAGAUUUCAGAGGAUAACGAAAACGGGAAGAUCAGCAAUGACCAGAAAAUGCAAAGCAAGAGUCAAGUCGUGGGGUGGCCACCCGUAUGUUCAUAUCGAAAAAAGAACAGUUUCAGCGAAAAAUUAGAUGGCUCUAAAGCCUCCAAAAUAUACGUCAAAGUUAGCAUGGAUGGAGCGCCUUUUCUUCGCAAAAUUGAUUUAGGCAUGCACAAAGGUUACUCUGACCUUGCUACGGCAUUGGAGAUGCUGUUUGGGGAAGCGUUAAGGGAUGCAGAAAGCUGUGAAUUCGUUCCCAUUUAUGAAGACAAAGAUGGAGACUGGAUGUUAGCAGGAGACGUUCCCUGGGAGAUGUUUAUUGAAUCAUGCAAGAGGCUGAGGAUUAUGAAAAGAGCAGAUGCCAAGGGUUUUGGAGUACUGCGAUCAAGGGAAGCUCUCAAUGGAAGUUUGAAGAACGAGUGACGAGAAGAGAUACAUGCCAGUUGAAGAAUUUGACUAAAGUUUCUUUGAUCGUAUACUUUGUUAAAUGUUAUUGAUGGUGUAUAAUUAAGCAGAUAAUUCUUGCUUUAUGUGACGUUCAUUAAGACUUUAAAGUCUACUUUUUGGAUUAUUAAUGUUAAGACUUUGUUAUAUUGUAAUCGGGAUAGGACCCCUAAUGGAUAGGAAACAUAAUUUGCUUCCUCAUCAUAAAUUUGAAGCUGUUAUUUGUUAUUUAGUGUUUAA